AUGCCCCCCAACGACGAUCUUUUUGUCUACGACCCAGCAAAUCUUGACGAUGACCAAGAGUAUGAAGAGAUGGAGCGAAUUGUGGGUCAACUGAUGAUUCAACAAGUCAAAAUGCAGAGAAAACGAAAGAGAGUUAUCGCAUCGAUGGAUGAGUUAGAAGCGUUGGAAAUCAGAGCGCGGUAUGAAACAAUGCGGGAAUAUCAUAGGAGAGUCAGAAUUGGUGACACGAUUACUCAGAUUUUGGCUUGCUCGGAAUUCAACCCCCAGAAUGCUCUGCCAGCAUCGAUGAACCUCCAAGAGCAAGUUUUCGGUUUUGGAUCGACUUUUCGGAAUCAACACGUGGCGGCAAGUGUUCCGGAAGCUCCGAGAUUUACGGAUCUAUCUGAUGUCCAACCGGCUGGCUUGAACCAUCUUCAAAUGAAUGUGUUUCAAAAUUGGACCCCAGAAUGUCCCUUCCAAUUCAAUCCAUAUGGGCAGUACUUGAACCAGGAUCAUUCACUCCCAUCAAGUUCCACGACGCCAAGUUCCCCCGCUUCUACUUCAGGAACGACCAUUCAGGAUCCACCUGCUGAACUAGAAACUUCGACUUCAGAAACGACAAUUCAGAAACCAGAAGGUCCACCAGUAGAAGAAAUAUUGGGAAUGGCAGGAUAUCACUCGUCGACGGCAAAUAAAAUAGCCGAGAUUUUCAAAGGAGAUUGGGUGUCGGCUAAAGAAUGGAGGUGGACACUUCCGAAGAAGUAUCAUGUGGGCCAGCAUGAUAUUCAUACCGUGUUUGAUAUUUUAAUGGGGAAUCUGGUCCUCGAAGUACCACUCGCAGGAUCCCAACUCGACUCGGUCUCCUAUAUCCAAAAGGAUUGCCAAGCCUGCCACCAGACUUCAAGAGAAAAUGAGAUUCAUCACUUCUCUACGCGUCUGGUGAUUCGAAACGGCCAAUUCCAAAAGAGCCUCCAGGACACUUUCGCGGCCCCGAGGAAAAUCUCAACUCCAUGCCCAAGUUGUGAAGCGAAGGAAGUAUUGAAAAUGAGGGACAUUGCCACUCAAAGUCCCUAUCUCGUCUUUGGCUUCGAUGCGACUCCGAUUAAGGACCUGGAUGAAGAUUCAGAGGUUCAGAUGUUUGGUUCCAAGUGGAAAAUCAGAUCGUUGGCGGAGCGGACUGGGGAGAAAUCCUCUAGCGGUCAUUAUAUGGCAUGGGUCAGAUCUGAGGAGGAUAGAUGGAUCCGAGUUAAUGAUGAUGCGAUGGAAAAAUUUGAAAAAUUGAAUUUGUCCCGCAUCAAUGUAAAAAUGCUUGUUUUUGAGAGGAUCUAA
Molecule: messenger RNA, 1308 nt
Organism: Caenorhabditis briggsae
Lineage: Eukaryota; Metazoa; Nematoda; Chromadorea; Rhabditida; Rhabditidae
Exons: 4
Coding region: 1-1308 (435 amino acids)
Source: RefSeq, a predicted model, not a curated record